AUGAGUCGUAAGGAUAUGUCGGAUUGGAAAAUUCCCAAUAAAAAAGGUGGGUGGAAUGUUGAUAAGGAUGAGAAACAACUUGAAUUGAAGCUUCGUGAUCUUUGGAUUGGCAGUUAUCAUGUUUUUGUUUCUUUGGCUAAGUUUGGAAGGGAGAAUAAUCGUGUGCAUGGGGAGUCACAGGUCCAUGUGCAUACUGUUGGUGGCGGUAGUAAUACUACCCAGAAAGUGACUUAUGCCAAUGCUGUGAAGGGUGGUAUUGUAAAACCGAAUAAAGCUGAGAAGUCGAUUAUUCUUGAGGGUAAGGAUAUUAUUAACGAUUUGGCUGUAAAACCAUCAGUUUUUUGUCAAGUAAGAAGUGUUAGGUUGAUUCCGAAGCUAUUAGUUUUGUUGAAAGAGGAAGGGUUCCAUGACUUACAGAUAAAAUAUUUGGGUGGUGAUUGGGUGCCUGUGGUUAAUGGGUUUAAAGUUGUAGGGAGAGUUGUUUGGAUUGAAAUACUUGGAUUACCAUGUUGUGCAUGGAAUGAUAGUGCAGUGAAUAAGGUGGCAGGUAUUUGGGGUGAAGUGUGCUUCUUGGAUGAUGAUAAUCAAGCUCCAUUGGCGAUUAAAAGAGUUUGUAUCAAAACAGCUCAACCUUUAUUAAUUCAGGAUAAACUGUCUCUGGUGGUUCAAGGAAUUAAGUAUGAUGUAGUGGUUAGAGAAUUGUCAAAUUGGGAACCUGAUAUUCUAUGUAAUGAAGAUGCACUAGAUUGUGAUCUUCCUUCUUUAGCGAGUGAUUCGGAAAAGGAUGUUAAUGAUUUUGAUGAUGGUGUAGUUAAGAAGAAGGAGAAAUGA
Lactuca virosa is the source of this 831-nucleotide messenger RNA. NCBI's taxonomy places the organism in Eukaryota, Viridiplantae, Streptophyta, Magnoliopsida, Asterales, Asteraceae. The record is from the annotation of a GenBank genome assembly.